This is a messenger RNA of Aphanomyces invadans, 1608 nucleotides long. RefSeq lists its product as hypothetical. Bases 88 to 1515 code for a protein of 475 amino acids. The transcript is spliced from 2 exons. NCBI's taxonomy places the organism in Eukaryota, Oomycota, Saprolegniomycetes, Saprolegniales, Verrucalvaceae. The record is from RefSeq and is a predicted model, not a curated record.
AGGCUUAAAAUAGGUGGACCAGCCUGCCCAACAGGGACGCUGCCACACGAUCGCUCAUUCAAGCAAUUGCGCUGUUCCUCCUUCGUCAUGGCGAGAACGUCUGUGGGUGCUGCUGGUGCGAUGAAAAACCAAAGUUGUUCGAAAAAGGCGAGCGCCAUCACACCGAGCAAGGUCGUCAUUGACCUGUCCACCCGGGCGACGUCCCUCAAGUCCAUCUUCGCCAACGUUGCAGAUAUCGAGCAGCCCGUCCCGAAUGCUGUAACGUCAGACAUGUGCGUGCGGUCGGUGCAUGUCCCAUCGGCAGUCCCAGUGACUUGGUUGGACCCGUCCCUGCCGUACGUCGCGAUCUACAACGAACUGAACGCUCCAUUUUCACCGACGCUCCCCGCCGCCACGUUCUACACGAUCACUGAAUCUGGCCAUGCCGCGCUCGAACACGCCACAGAGGACUUGCACAGCAUGUUCGUCCGAGCGACGGAAUACGUGUUGGAGAACGAGGCCGACGUUGGCAAAUACUUUCACAUUCCAGACGUGCUGUGGCCAAAAAUUCGGCGGUCAUGGGCCCAAAGCAAACACGAUGUCGUAUCUGGCCGCUUCGACUUUGCCCUCACGAACGAAGGCAUCAAAGUGUACGAGUACAACGCUGACUCGGCAUCGUGCCUGUUGGAAUGCGGGUACGUCCAAGAUGCGUGGGCAGCCGCCGCGGGCGUCACGAACGUCGGCCGCAGCACGAGCGCGACUCUGUUCCAGCAACUCGUGCAGACGUGGAAAGAUCUCAAGAUCUCGGGGCCGCUGCACAUCAUGUGCGACCGCGACAUUGAAGAACGCUAUCACGCCACGUACAUGCAGGCGGCGGCGGAAGCAGCGGGCAUCCGUUGCUACCUCGUCGUCGGAAUCGAUGGCAUCACGUGGACUCUGGACAACCAAGGGCUGCAAGAUGGCGCGGGCCAUCGAAUCGUAAACGUGUGGAAGACGUGGUGUUGGCGCACGGUUAUGAAUGAAGUGGAGGCGCGCGAGGAAGCGACCGCGUCGUUUCAGGUGCCCGACGCGCCGCAACUCAUGGACAUCCUCCUCCACGAAUCCGUUCGCGUGUUUGAGCCACUGUGGACGCUCCUGGCAGGUUCCAAGGCUAUCCUGCCGAUCCUGUCCAAACUGUUUCCCCACAGCCCGUACCUUCUCAAGUCAUCUUUCGACGAGCGAGACGUGGCCGAGUUCACAACAGGUUAUGUGGCAAAGCCCGUCAUGGGGCGCACGGGCAGCAACAUCUCGCUGUACUCGGCGGACCGGCAGCUCCUCAACGAGACGGGCGGCCGGUGGGUGCGCGACACGAUCGUAUAUCAAGAGCUCGCGAUGCUGCCCAAGUACAACGACGCCAUGUAUGUCCAAGUAAACACGUGGGCGAUCCAUGGCGCGUUCGGCGGCACGGUUCUCCGCCAGGACGCGAGUAGCAUCAUUGGGCUCAACUCGGACAUCCCGCUGCUGCGCGUUGUGCCAGACGCCGACGACAAUAAUUGAACGCGACGACGAGUGUUCUUCGACGCCACGGCGGCGACGAUCCCAGGUAGAACAGAUAGGUUUCUAACGAUCGAAUACCACGCGUUCGACGCA